UGCGUUACAGAAUUUGUCGUUCGCGGCUUUCCGUAGAUUGUAGCAGUCGAUUCAGAAGACGGGUGUCAAACAUGGCAGGUAGAGGUGCGAAGCAGAGCCGCUCUGGCGCUGGAAAUGCUGGUCGUAAAGGUGCAACUGACCAGGAGGAGGCUGAACAGCCACUUCAAGCUGUACUGAUAGCUGACAGCUUCAAUCGCAGGUUUUUCCCCAUCACUAAAGAUCAGCCCCGCGCUCUAUUACCUUUAGCGAAUGUCUCUAUGAUUGACUACACAUUAGAAUUUCUCACUUCAACUGGAGUUCAAGAGACAUUUGUCUUCUGUUGCUGGAUGUCUAACAAAAUCAAGGAACAUCUGUUGAAUUCAAAGUGGUGCCGCCCCACUUCUCCAAACACAGUACACAUUAUCACCUCUGACCUUUACCGAUCUUUGGGUGAUGUAUUGCGAGAUGUUGAUGCCAAGGCCUUGAUCCGUUCAGAUUUUAUCUUGGUUUAUGGAGAUGUGGUGUCCAACAUUGAUGUCACCCAAGUAGUACAGGAACAUCGGCAUAGGCGCAAAUCGGACAAGAAUGUGUCAGUGAUGACCAUGAUUUUCAAAGAGUCCUCUCCUGGACAUAAGUCCCGCUGUGGUGAGGAUGAUAUUAUUGUCGCCAUGGACAGUAAAAGCAAGCGGGUUCUUCACUACCAGAAGACCCAGGGACUGAAAAAACUCCAGUUUCCCAUGAAUAUUUUCCACAGUGGGAGUGAUGAGUACGAGAUUCGACAUGAUCUCCUAGACUGUCACAUCAGCAUCUGUUCCCCACAAGUGGCUGAGCUGUUUACUGACAAUUUCGACUACCAGACCAGAAAUGACUUUGUCCGAGGGAUUCUGGUCAAUGAGGAGAUUUUGGGAAACCAGAUUCACAUGCAUGUCACUAAGGACGGCUACGGGGCUCGCGUCUCCAACAUGCUCAUGUAUGACGCAGUCUCGUCGGACAUGAUCCGUCGAUGGGUCUAUCCUUUCACCCCGGAGGCUAACUUUGCUGACCAAGAGGGCCAGCGGUGCACCCACUCCAGACACAAUGUGUACAGGGGUCCUGGGGUCAGUCUGGGUCACGGCAGUCAGAUGGAGGAAAACGUCCUGAUUGGACGAGACACCAGCAUUGGAGCCAACUGCUUUAUCUCCAAUACUGUCAUUGGGGCUAACUGUUGCAUAGGGAAUAAUGUGGUAUUGGACCGAGCCUACAUCUGGAGUGACGUCAACAUUGCCAGCAAUGUGGAGGUCCAUCAGUCAGUCAUCUGUGAUGGUGUGGAGGUGAAAGAGGGUGUCACUCUGAAGGAACAGUGUGUCCUGGCAUUCAACGUUGUGGUUGGACCUAAUAUCACCCUGUCAGAGGGGACCGUGGUGUCCAUGCAUCAUCCAGAUGAGGAGGAGGAAGAGGACGAAGAUGAGUUUUUGAGUGAUGAUGCUGAUACUGGCCAUAGUGAAAGUGUAACCAAGCAGAAGGCAUUCAACCCUGCUGAGGUUGGAACCAAGGGCAAAGGCUAUAUUUGGAAGAACCCCAGUCUGGAUGACACAGAGGAUGAUGAGCUCGCUCAGUGUUUAUGGGGGCUGGUGCUGAAUGCUGACCUGGAGAGUGACAGUGAGAGUGAGGCCAGCGAAGGCUCCCAGGAGCCAGGAAGCCGGGGCAUGUCUCCAGAGCUUGAUGACGUUAAAGUGUUUCAGGCAGAGGUUCAAGGCACUCUGCAGAGAGGGCUGGAGGAGAACAUUGGCUGUGACAAUCUUGUGUUAGAGAUCAACUCGCUCAAGUAUGCUUAUAAUAUCACCCUCAAGGAAGUCAUGCAGAUCAUCAUGAGAGUAGUGCUUGAAUUCCCCUUCUACCAGCAGGGGGCACAGUUGAGCACAGCCCAGUACAACACUUCACUCCUACCGCUUUUAAAGAAAUGGGCACCUGUCUUUAAGAACUAUGUGAAGAGGGCCCAGGAUCAUCUAGACUGUCUGGCCUCCAUGGAGGAGUUCUUUCUGGAACAUGAGGGUCACUGGGGAGCCCUGGUUAAAGUGCUGAUGAACACAUACCAGUUGGAGAUUCUGGAGGAGGACGCCAUCAUGCGCUGGUUCUCUCAGGUGGCCACAUCAGACAAGAGCAAACAGUUGCGCAAAAACCAAGGGCUACUGAAGUUCAUCCAGUGGCUGGAGGAGGCGGAGGAGUCAUCAGAGGGAGAUGAGUAAAGUGGGAACUGCAGGAGCCGACAGGAAGACGCCCCCAAAUCAAAUCAAGCCCUUACACCCUUUGACCUAGGGUGCGGCAUGGAAUUACUCCAACUUGGACAUCUGCGUGAACUCUAUUAUAUAUAUAUUUUGCAUCUGCUGCCAUAUUAUUUUGUGCCUGUGAAAAGUUGGCAUAACAAUGCUAACUCUUCUAAAUCAGGGUCCACAGUGAUUAGGGCAUCAGUGGAGCAAUUGAUUUUACCUAUAGCAUUGUUUGAUAUUCUUGUCAGCUGUUUCAUGGUUGCAAGUUAUUUAAUUGGUUGGUAAGACCACAUCUACAUACAGGUUUAAGCCUAUUUGUUAAACUGUAUUCAUAAAAGGAGAUAAACACUUAAAGAAUAUUGUAUGAUGGAACCAUUGCUUAAAAUCCCAGUAAACUCAACAUGAAAAAAAACAAAUGAUGUGAUUAUGGAAAGCCAUUUUAGUUGAACACUAUUGUUUUUAUAGCAUUGGUUUACAGGUGUCAGGAGAGGGCAAGCGGGGGUGUUUGUGUGUUUAUUAAAAGACUAAGAGGAGGGCUGGCGGUACCAGGACCUGAGGGUAAAGCCACUCGCACUAAAUGCAGGAUGUGGUAGUGGGGCGACUGGUGGGAUAUCAUACAAAGAAGGAAAUUAAACCACCAACCAGAACAACCUUGGCAAAGAACAACAGAACAAGAACAACAUCUACAAAGCCUGCCAUCAUUACAAGAUUCAGUCCAUUAAUCACCUUAGAAGGAGGCUAUGAUGAGACUCAAAAGCGGAAUGGUUAAAAAAAAAAAAUCAAAUAAAAGUUUGCCAGUGUCUUUUUAA
Molecule: messenger RNA, 3034 nt
Organism: Clupea harengus (Atlantic herring)
Lineage: Eukaryota; Metazoa; Chordata; Actinopteri; Clupeiformes; Clupeidae
Gene: eif2b5
Product: eukaryotic translation initiation factor 2B subunit epsilon
Biological process (GO): biosynthetic process
Cellular component (GO): eukaryotic translation initiation factor 2B complex
Molecular function (GO): translation initiation factor binding; translation initiation factor activity; guanyl-nucleotide exchange factor activity
Source: RefSeq, a predicted model, not a curated record